Python bivittatus (Burmese python) is the source of this 830-nucleotide messenger RNA. NCBI's taxonomy places the organism in Eukaryota, Metazoa, Chordata, Lepidosauria, Squamata, Pythonidae. The record is from RefSeq and is a predicted model, not a curated record.
CUCGCCAGUGAUCGGCGCCCUGAUCGGCUGCCAGGAGGGCCGCAACAUCGAGGUGAUGAACUCCUUCGAGCUGCUGUCGCACGCCGUGGAGGAGAACGUGGUGAUCGACAAGGAGUACUAUUACACCAAGGAGGAGCAGUUCAAGCAGGUGUUCAAGGAUCUGGAGUUCCUGGGCUGGUACACCACCGGCGGCCCCCCAGACCAGUCUGACAUCCACGUCCACAAACAGGUUUGUGAGAUCAUUGAAAGCCCCCUGUUCCUCAAGCUAAACCCCAUGACCAAGCACACCGACCUGCCCGUCAGCGUCUUUGAGUCCGUGAUCGACAUCAUCAACGGAGAGGCCACAAUGUUAUUUGCGGAGCUGACAUACACACUGGCCACAGAGGAGGCUGAGCGCAUUGGAGUUGAUCAUGUGGCACGGAUGACAGCAACCGGCAGUGGGGAAAACUCCACAGUUGCUGAGCACCUCAUUGCACAGCACAGUGCCAUAAAGAUGCUUCACAGCCGUGUCAAACUUAUUUUGGAAUACGUUAAAGCUUCAGAAGCAGGUGAGGUACCUUUCAACCAUGAGAUCUUGCGAGAAGCCUACGCCCUUUGCCACUGCCUCCCCGUACUGAGCACUGACAAAUUCAAGACAGAUUUUUAUGAUCAAUGCAACGACGUGGGCCUCAUGACCUAUCUUGGCACCAUCACCAAGACCUGCAACACCAUGAACCAGUUUGUGAACAAGUUCAACAUCCUCUACGACCGUCAGAGCAUUGGGCGCCGCAUGCGCGGACUUUUCUUCUGAGAUUUGGUGCUCCCUAAUAAAGUGGUUGUGCUGACCGAGA